This is a messenger RNA of Zygosaccharomyces rouxii, 1422 nucleotides long. It is a transcript of the gene TGL1, whose product is annotated as sterol esterase. The coding region runs from base 1 to 1422 and encodes 473 amino acids. NCBI's taxonomy places the organism in Eukaryota, Fungi, Ascomycota, Saccharomycetes, Saccharomycetales, Saccharomycetaceae. The transcript has a single exon. The record is from RefSeq and is a predicted model, not a curated record.
AUGAGAAUAUCCAUUACAGAAUCCUUAGUGAUAUGUUUGGUCUAUUUGGAGACCCUUUUAGCACUGCUGUUGAGACUAAUUCCCAAGGAGGUUAUUAGAGUGGCAACAUGGGCUAUCAAUAAGUUUGAAGAAAGUGCAGAAUCACCUACAGAGCUGCAGCUGAGGUUAUCCCCCACUAUCCAUGAGAUGUGUCGGGUGUUUGGUGUGGAAGUGGAAGACCAUCUAGUGAGAACCGAGGAUGACUACAUCUUGACAUUACACAGAAUUCCGCCCAAACCGGGAACGUUUAAUGGUAAGAUUGUGUAUUUGCAUCAUGGUCUACUUAUGUGUUCAGACGUUUGGGUUUGCAACAUCAAGCGGGAUAAUAAUUUACCAUUUGUACUACACGACUUAGGGUUCGACGUUUGGAUGGGUAAUAACAGGGGCAACAAGUACUCAACAGCACAUCUAACCAGAAUGCCCAAAUCUCGUAAAUUCUGGGACUUUUCUAUCGAUGAAUUUGCAUUCUUUGAUAUACCUAAUUCAGUUGAAUUUGUUCUAAGGAGGACUAAAGUACCCCAGCUAAUCUGUAUUGGAUUCUCCCAGGGUUCGGCUCAAAUGUUUGCGGCAUUCUCAUUAAGUGAAGAGUUGAAUAAGAAGGUUUCACAGUUUAUUGCCAUAUCACCUGCCAUGACACCUCAUAGAUUGCAUAACAGAAUCGCGGAUAAAUUGGCCAAGUUGUCCCCAAGACUCAUGUACCUGUUAUUUGGUCGUAGAAUUUUACUGCCCACAGCUGUGCUGUGGCAGAAAACGCUACACCCCAAGAUAUUCAAUUGGAUGAUUGACUUUGGUAAUCGACAACUAUUCAACUGGAGGACGAGAAACAUUACACCCGAUCAAAAGAUGGUUUCUUACGCAAAACUUUAUUCUACAACGAGCGUAAAAUCUGUGGUGCAUUGGUUCCAAAUUUUGCAUGCGCAGAAAUUUCAAAUGUUUGAGGAGUCUGACGGUUUUAUCAACGUCAUACAAAAACCAUAUCAAACUGCAUGUUUCCCCACGAGGACGAACAUAAAAAUCCCUAUUCUUUUAAUUUACGGUGGUAAUGAUUCACUUGUUGACAUACAUGUUAUGAAGGAGAAUCUACCAAAAAGAGGAGUUUUUGACAUUAAAGUGGAAAAUCACGAGCAUUUAGAUUUAAUCUGGGGUGAAAAAGUAGAUACUUUGGUUAUUUCCAAUGUCAUUAAAUUUAUCGAUUUUUUCGAUCGUUCCUCACCAUUAUUGGAGGAAGCAAGCUCAAGUUUUCCUAAAAUCAAAGAUGAAGAUGAUGAUGGUGAAACCUUGUCGUUAAGGGACGAUGUGCCUUCUUCUCGUGAGGGCACUUAUCAAAAUUACGAUAAUCCGGCCUUUAACAACAAGGACUUUAGAGAUUUUGAAGUUUCCUAG